This is a messenger RNA of Aspergillus pseudoviridinutans, 1125 nucleotides long. It is a transcript of the gene mpkC, whose product is annotated as mitogen-activated protein kinase mpkC. The record is from RefSeq and is a predicted model, not a curated record. Gene Ontology annotation, molecular function: ATP binding; MAP kinase activity. NCBI's taxonomy places the organism in Eukaryota, Fungi, Ascomycota, Eurotiomycetes, Eurotiales, Aspergillaceae. Gene Ontology annotation, biological process: cellular response to oxidative stress; osmosensory signaling pathway; protein phosphorylation. Gene Ontology annotation, cellular component: nucleus; cytoplasm. Bases 1 to 1125 code for a protein of 374 amino acids. The transcript is spliced from 9 exons.
AUGGCUGAGUUUGUCCGUGCUGAGAUCUUGGGUACGAAAUUCGAAUACACUACGAGGCAUCCCAUUGGUAUGGGGUCUUUUGGCCUCGUCUGCUCGGCCUUCGAUCAGAUAACCCAGCAGCCAGUUGCAUUGAAGAAAAUUAUGAAGCCUUUUGACAGCUCGUCUCUGGCUAAGCGUACAUAUCGGGAAAUCAGGCUACUGAAGUAUCUUCGGCAUGAGAACCUCAUUUGUCUGCGCGAUAUUUUCAUAUCUCCUUCGGAGGACAUCUACAUAGCUACAGAACUUCUAGGGACUGACCUCGGACGCCUUUUGAGCCUCAAACCUCUUGACAGCAAAUUCGCACAGUACUUCAUCUACCAGAUCUUACGAGGCCUGAAAUACAUCCAUUCCGCUAAUGUGAUUCACCGUGACCUGAAACCAACCAACAUUCUCAUCAACGAAAACUGCGAUUUGAAGAUAUGCGAUUUCGGUCUCGCCCGGCAGCAGGAGCCCCAGAUGACCGGCUACGUUGCAACGAGAUACUACCGCGCCCCGGAAAUCAUGCUAACAUGGCAGAGAUACGGAGUUCAAGUGGACGUUUGGAGUGCCGGCUGUAUCCUCGCUGAGAUGCUACGGGGUAAGCCGCUUUUUCCUGGGAAAGACCACGUUCAUCAGUUCCACCUCAUCACAAACAUCCUUGGAAAUCCUCCUGAUGCGGUGAUUGAGAAGAUCACCAGUAAGAACACCGUGAACUUUGUGAGAUCUUUGCCGUCACGAGAGCCUCGAGACUUGUCGACUGUCGUCCCGAAAGAUACUGAUUUCGAUGCCAUUGACCUUCUCAAGAAGAUGCUGGUUAUUGAUCCCGACACAAGAAUCUCCGCCCAAGACGCUCUGAGACAUCCCUACUUGGCUCCGUAUCAUGACCCUACCGACGAGCCUGUAGCUUCAGGGCCUUUCGAUUGGUCAUUCGACAGCGCAGACCUCCCGAAAGAGACCUGGAAGAUUAUGAUAUAUUCCGAGGUUCUUGACUAUCUCAACGUCGACAACCCAGCCGACCCAACCGCGUUUGAUCCAUCUACACCCUUUGAUCCUAGUGCUCUUGAGCGGGAGUUUUCAGAAUUUCUCAGUGAUUCAGGCCAAAUCUAA